This is a messenger RNA of Didymodactylos carnosus, 1694 nucleotides long. NCBI's taxonomy places the organism in Eukaryota, Metazoa, Rotifera, Eurotatoria, Philodinida, Philodinidae. The record is from the annotation of a GenBank genome assembly.
GGUCCAAAAACUGGGCUGAGCCCUGCGUUGCAAAAACGAACAUUUUUGGAAUAUAACUUACUUUUCUCGUAGGCAUGAUUUUUCGUGUUCUUUAAAAAGUAUUUUUUCUUGUUCACCAUGAAAAACAGAAUUAGGAAAUAUGGCUUUGACAUUGUUCGGACACCUUGUGGCAUGGAAAAGCCACAAUUUUUCGAAGCGGCUAAGUUAGUGCUAUCUUCCGAUUGCAAAUCUAUGUAGUUUUCUUGGCCGAUAGAUGGGGCCAUGUUUCAUAACUCAUUUGAUUUGGCACAGUACAGAAAAAAGUACUCAUCGCGUUUGUUCUUUUUUGCUCACAAUUCAAUCAUCGUUGAAAACUAUAGUUCAGGAAAAAUUUAGAAAACUGUCCAGGCGGGGCUCAGAGCUUUCUACGCAGGGCUCAGCCCAGUUUUUGGACCACAGUCAAAUUUUCAGUUUUUUGAAUUUUUCGACCCAAAAAAUCCGUUUUCAAAAAUUAAAACACACAUAUUUUGACAGAGCUCCUCGAGCUGCAUCAAACCAUGUAUGAAUUAUUCAGAAAAAAAUAGUGUUUCUCCUUUAAGUUCCGGACACCUUACUAAGAUCUUAGUAGGAUUCGAAUAAGCCUCUCGCUAAGGUAUACGCUUCUUGAUCGGGAAAUAUUUCACUUCUGUGAAAGAGCUCGUGACAGAGGACUCUUCGUAGCUAGCACUGAGGUUAUAAAUUUUCGCCACUGGGCUAAACUAUCUCUUUUAACGUGGUUUUGUAGUGGUUGAAUUCUGGAAUGUAAAAUUAGUCUUACGAAAACGAGUCCAGAGACUGUUCCUGGCUUAUGUAUCAUGUUGGAGCCUCAGAACAGUAGCUAAAAUAGAACGUCGCUCUAUGAGCAAUGAGUAGCAUUCCUUUUAACAAACUGAAUUAAUUAUUUCAUUGUCGUACCUCUCCUUUAUUAUUGAUCUUGCUUUUAUUGUUUAUCAAACACGCUUUUUUUUCACUUGCUUUUAUUAUGUUUAUAAUGUUUAUCAGGCACUGAUAAACAUUAUCAAAAAAGAGAUUUAUAUAUAAAAAGUCAUUUAUUUUAUAAAACAUUUCGCUUUUUGUAUUUUGUCUUUUUUUUUCUUCUGCAGUGUGUGGCAUAUAUUUAAUGUACUUGGUCAGUGGUAGUAUAGCAGAAGGACAACGUCUCUCUGAAGAUAUUGAUUUUAUACUUGAAGAAGGUGAAUUAAAUUCUGAAAAUGAACUUCAACGGAAAAUGAUCUCUAUGUGCAAAUUAAGUGGAAUAAUGAAAAACUGGCUCAAUUACCUUGUGGUUAUAAUAAUGGAAUAUGUUGUGUUAAUGGGUUUAAAAUGAAGCAAAAUUAUUCUAAUUAUGACUAAAAUGCUCUCUGGUUUUACAGGCUAAUAUGGAUAUUUCUGUCGAUAAAGUGAGUAUUUUACGUUCGCCAUUAGUUAAAGAUGUUGCAGAAGAAUUUGAUCAGAGAUUUACCCAAGCUUUACAUAUGAUCGCAUCGCAGUCCCGAACUAAAUUUACAGAAACUUUUCUUUCUCUUCAUGAUGAAUUGACUAAAAUUAUAAACAAUGUAGAUGAACGAGAACGAAUGAUGAAUUAUGUUCCAACGACAAAAUUUCAAUUUGAACGUUUAUUUUAUUUGAUGGGACUGGCCUAUGGUAUAUAUUUCCCGGCUGAACUCAAAUUAUAA